UAGCCCACCGUCGUACCGCAACGCCCCAACACGGGUAUGUGUUACUAAUAAAUACUUCACUACUUUGUGGUGUUUUAUAUUUAGAACCGGGGCCAUCGUGUUUAAACGUAGAAUGAUAUGGAGAAAAUGUUGUAGACGUGUUGCCUCUCUAGCUCUGGAAAUGUUGUUCGCACAACUUUUGGUGAGCGAAUUGCCACACGGACUUAACGAUGCGUUUCCAAGCCUGUAUUUCAACUAAGAUCAUCAUGGCAUCUGAAUCCCAUAUUCUACUCUGAAGACCGACCCGUUCACGGCACCGAUGGGGAAGGUAGACUACUCCAAAGCCGUGUCUUUCUCCUACAAUCCCAGCGCCGGAAGCACAGCCGACGACGAGGAAGAUGAAGACUUGGUCAAGGAGAGAGAGCGCCGAGAGGAGUCGCUACGGAGAGCCGCCAUAAAGGCCGCCGAGGACCGGCGGAAGAGAGCCGCCAGAGGUCGAGGCAGGGGUCGAGGGAGGGGGCGAGGAGGAAGCCAGGGGAGCCGUCCACCUCCUCCCAGGCAGCAGCAGGCACAGCCCUUAGAGAGCAUCGAAGAACUGCGCGAGACACCAGCAGUCAGUGAGAGGAUGACCUCAGCAGCAAGCGUGGUUCCGUCAGCCAGGGGUCGAGGCAGGGGUCGGGGCAGAGGGAGGGGCAGGGGCAGAAUCGAACGCCCUCCCACCGUGCAGUCGACUAGGCCCAUCACGUCGCAGUCGAAUCGAUCCGUCACAUCGCAGUCGAACCGGCCGGUGACGUCCCAGUCGAACCGGCCGGAGACAUCGCAGCGUCCAGGAACAACUAAGUCUGUCCGGCCGGUCACCCCACAGAGAGAGGAAAGGCCGCCCAGCGUCAAACCGGAAAAGCCCAAAGAAGAAGAAAAACCAAAGGAGAAGGAACCCGAGAAAGAAAAAACAGAGGAGGAACAAAAACCAGCAGAACCAGCAGAACCCAAGAAACAGUUGAAGUUCACAACUGCGGUGAAGGUCCGGAUGUUCAUGAAGUCCUUCUUCAAGAAGAAACAAGAACAAGCUGCUCCGGAACCAGAGCCUGAAAAGAAGGAAGAGGAGGACAAUAAAGAGGAAGAGCCGAAAGCCGAGGACAAACCGGCAGAAGAGGUGGAUGAGCAACCGGCAGUAGCGGCAAAAGAGGAAGAAAAGGAAGAUGAAAAAGAAGAACAGAAAGAAGAAGAACCAAAAGUUGAGGAAACGAAAGAGGAGGAAAACGAAGACGCCAAUAAGUCUCCAUCACCCACGAAAGAUGAAGAGGUGAAACAACCGGAACCAGAGGAGAAGACUCCGACGCCGGAACCAGAACCAGAACCAGAACCAGAACCAGAACCAAAAGCGUCAUCCCCGGCCCAAAACAAAGAAGAAGAAGAGGAUGGAGCGGCUGCAACAGCAAGACCUGAGAGUGUCAAGGAAGAGCCAAAAGAAGAACCAAAAGAAGAGCCGAAGGAAGAAGAAAAAGAAGAGAAACCUGAGCCAGAGAAAGAGCCGGAAUUGACCGAGGAGGAGAAGGAGAAGGCGCGGAACGUGCUGGGAACUUUAUUCGGCCGCCGUGCCCCGGCGGUACAGGUUCCCUCCGAGUCCAUGCGAGCUUCUCGUGUCAGUCUCCGGAGCAACUCCACCGUCGAUGAAGAGGAGAAACCCAAAAAGGGCUUCUUCGGGAAGCUCUUCGGGAAGAAGAAACCCAAUGACGACGCGGCUAUGAGGGCGUCCCGGGUGAGCCUGAUGAGCAAUAGUAGCCCGAGAGAGGCCAGCAGCAGCAUGAGCAAGAGCGUGAUUUCCGUCAAACAGGCCGAGGAAACUGGGGCUGCUCCGCCAGAGAAAAAGGAAACAGUGACCCCUCCUAAGGCGAAGAGUCCCACGCCCUCACCUCCAGAGGAAACCCCGAGAAAGGAGCCGCAACAGGCCGCUAAACCGGACCCAGACACCGGCUCGAACCGACCGGUGAUUAUCAUCAACGCGAGUGCCAAUGACGGGUCACUGCAGCGGUCCAUUGUUCAGGCUCUCACAGGGAAACCUCUCCCGGAAACCGAGGAACAGCAUCCACAGCCGCCACAGCAGCAGCAGCAACAGCAGCAGCAACAGCAGCAGCCGGCGGUACCGCAACCUCCCGCAUUUCCUCCAAACACGGCAUAUACCGGUCUUUCCCCGCAGAUGGUGCCCUAUCCCAUGUUCCAGCCACCACCGUUUUACGGUCCGCCCAACCCGUAUUUUUACCCGCAAAUGCCGCCCGCGUACGGCGGUUAUCCACCGUAUACAAUGCCCAUGUCCAUGCCACCAGUAAAUAACCCGGUGAUUCCCUACCAGCAAAAUCCAACCUUCCAGCAACCAGCACCGCCUCAUCAGCAGCCGGCACCGCCUCAGCAGCCAGUAAUCCAACCAACCAAUCAGAAUGCGUAUCCGCAAAAUUAUAACAAUCAGCCAAUAGCCAGCCAGAACGUGCGCGCUCACGCGGUCCAACCGCAACCGGUGGGCCAAUCAUCGCUCGGCAUUGUUGAAAAACUUGACGCUGCUCUCAAAGAGGAAAGACGGCGCCCGCCAGUGUCAGAGAAUUUAUUCGACGACUCAGACUCGGACGAUAACUUUUACAACACAGAGCAAAGGAAGAUAAGGAGGAGAAAACGUACUGGGAAAGAGCAAAAGAGGCUGGAAAGGGAGAGAAAAUUACUGGAGGAAGAAGAGAGGGAGAAAGAAGAGGAAGCAAGACGGAAAGCCAAGCCCAAAACACCGGUACCAGAGGUGGACCUGGCCGGUUUGCUUUCGCUGAUAGAGACCGGUGAAGAACCGCCGGAGCCGGUGGAAAACGAACCGGCCGGAGCCGGUGAUGAAUCGCGACCGGAGAGUAGAACCAGUGUGUCUGAUCGGGGAACAGUAACCCCCAACGCGGGUAAUGGCGAUGACGACGAACUCAACCGCUUAUUAGCUCAACUCGGAGGCGCCCCCAGCACCUCACCCAAAGACAAUCCUCGCAAGAGUGCUAAAAAGCGGAAAAAAUCCGCCGCGAAACCGGAACCAGAUUUGGCCAGGGAAAGCACACUCCUUGCCUUGCUGAAAGACGAACAAAGGCAGCAGCAGAACAACUCUGCCGGUAAAAAUCGCCGGAGAUCCAUUGCCGGUUUUGCGAGUCCGACGAGACUGGACACCGACAAGCGGAACUCGGUGCCGAAUUUGGGCCUGCAGCCCAUGGGCAGACCGGGCGAGGUGGCCGGGUUGCCUCGUCCACUUGGACAACCCUCGGACGUGAAUGGGAAUCCCGUUCCGGUGAACACUAGGUCUGCGGAGAGGCUGCUCCACGAGGCUCAGAAACAGUUGAUGUCCCUCAAACAAUCGCUGCACUGACCAACGGGAAAUGAUUGGUAACCAGACUCAAAACGCGAGUAUGAAAUGCGAUAUGUCAUUGGUCAAUAUUGUGCGUGGAUGGGGCCGGCAUAAUAUGCAAAUAGAAAUCGCGAGAUGUGAUGAUUGGUUGGAUUGUUUACGACUCAUGUCGAAUGCUUUACGUCAUUGGUCAGUGGUGUGUGUGUGCCGCGGCCGCCAUAUAGGGAAAUUAAGUGGCAAAAAAGGUGGUGUGCUAUUGACUGGAACUACUUCAAAAUGAACGAUUAUUUCAUAAUUAAGCUGUGUGUUGAGCAGGCUUAUGGGAGUACAGGGUGAGUAAAAAAAACCCCGAAACCCAAAAAUGUC
Messenger RNA from Patiria miniata (bat star), 3706 nucleotides. Its product is annotated as microtubule-associated protein futsch-like. The coding region runs from base 299 to 3361 and encodes 1020 amino acids. The record is from RefSeq and is a predicted model, not a curated record. The transcript has 2 exons. Lineage: Eukaryota; Metazoa; Echinodermata; Asteroidea; Valvatida; Asterinidae.